UUUCACCAGUAAGGUAAUCAUUAAAUUGCUUGUCUUUUAAGAAGUAUACCCUGAAAUAUUUAAACUACUUACAAUUGCAAUUAAACUGAUUUUAAAAUGUACUUUUGGAAAGUAUUUCAAUGUCUUCUGUUGGAAGGAGAAAACGCAGGUUCAGAAGCUUUAAGAAAUGCAGAAAUGUUUUACAUUGAGAAUCACAAAUUUGAAAAAUUCAUUAACAGACACAAAGACAUUCCUUGUUUGGUACCCGAAUCAAAUGAAAAAAUGCAGAACAGUUACCUCAUACUUGAUGAAUAUAUGCGAUUUUUAGAUUGUAGAGAUGGAUGGAAAACACCAUCAAAAUCAAUCUUAGAUGUAGGGGUAAUUGACGCCCUUAAAUUUUCCGGAUUUGAUGAAAUAAUGUUUCUUAAAAGAGGAGGGAAAUACAAAUGGUCCAAAAAAGACGCUGACCUAACGUGGUGAUUGUAAUAUUACUUGAAUAAAAGAAAUAUUAAUAGUAAAA
This is a messenger RNA of Agrilus planipennis (emerald ash borer), 499 nucleotides long. RefSeq names its product radical S-adenosyl methionine domain-containing protein 2-like. The transcript is spliced from 2 exons. The record is from RefSeq and is a predicted model, not a curated record. Gene Ontology annotation, molecular function: 4 iron, 4 sulfur cluster binding. NCBI's taxonomy places the organism in Eukaryota, Metazoa, Arthropoda, Insecta, Coleoptera, Buprestidae. The coding region runs from base 97 to 459 and encodes 120 amino acids.